Messenger RNA from Durusdinium trenchii, 1325 nucleotides. The record is from the annotation of a GenBank genome assembly. Lineage: Eukaryota; Dinophyceae; Suessiales; Symbiodiniaceae.
UUUUGGCUCAGCCAUCCUUUUGGGGCCUAUAGGAAGACGUCACCCGUGACCAGAAGCCGCGAAGAUGGUGCCAUUGCAGCGACCUUUGAGGAUCGGGACCGACUGCUCAGGCAUGGAAACGCCGAUCAUGGUGCUCAAGCACCUCAAGGUCGCGCACGUGCAUGUCUUCUCGUCUGACAUCGACAAGAAUGUGAAGAAGCAAAUUGAACAAAACUGGGGGCCUGAGGUGUUCUACGACGAUCUGAUGGCUCGCGACAACGACGCAGCGCCACCUUGCGAUCUAUAUAUUGCGGGCUUCCCCUGCCAAUCCUUUUCUUCGGCUGGAAAGCAGAGAGGCUUCAAGGACAAACGUGGAGAAGUCUUCUUUGGAUGCGCUGAAUACAUCGAAGCGCAGAAGCCACGGGCCUUCAUCUUGGAGAAUGUCAGAGCAAUCCUGACGAACGAUCGUGGUCGGACAUGGGCAACAGUGAUGCGCACGCUCAACAACAUCGAUGAUGGUGCCUACCACGUGGAAUACAAGAUCCUGGACACCCAGGAGCAUGCUGUUCCCCAGAGCCGCCGCAGGGUGUACAUCAUCGGUAUUUUGAAGACGGCGCUCCCCGCGAAAUUCUUGAGCUUCCCGUGGCCAGAGUCAUUGCCAUUGCUCUCCGUUGAGCCAUUGUUGGAGCCGGUCACCAAGAAGCCGACAAUGAAGGAUCUCCCACAUAAGAACUACAAGACUGGCUACAACAACGCGAGGGAGGUACUGAAGGACUUGCAAAAGAACAAGCAGGAUCCGUUUCAAAACACCUUCCUGAUCGACAUUGACGCAAGCGAGCGAUUUAGAAACAAAAUGAAGGAUCGUGUGAUGUGCAUGACGAAGUCACGCCCAAGUGGGUAUUGGAUCUCCUCGCGCGGUCGUCGUAUGACAAUCACGGAGAUGCUGAAGUGCCAGGGAAUGGACCCAGGGUCAUUUGAACAGGUGGUGCCUGACAAGGUGCUUGGGGCCCAAAUCGGGAACGCCAUGUCGCAGAACGUGCUGGAACGCCUCUUCAUCAAUCUCUUGCCGUUGGCGGGUCUUGUGCCCCGCAAAACGGUUCUCGAAGACCGCUGGGCUCUACGUGCCGCCGAUCCAGAUUGGCCCAGGAGCAGCGCCGAAGUGAAAGCCACCACAGGGUGCAAGGCGGCUAAGCGGAAGGCAAGUGUGAGCCAAGGUGUGGCCAAGAAGCGCCGAACAGCUGCGUAAGAUCGCGUAGGAGUUGCAGUGCAGGGUGCGGCAGGGUGGCUAGCUUCGGCUGAGGGGAGGCUAGUGAGGCAGCCAUUGGAUGCCACAGGAACAGUUGUGC